Molecule: messenger RNA, 1371 nt
Organism: Gregarina niphandrodes
Lineage: Eukaryota; Apicomplexa; Conoidasida; Eugregarinorida; Gregarinidae
Exons: 1
Coding region: 1-1371 (456 amino acids)
Molecular function (GO): phosphoprotein phosphatase activity
Source: RefSeq, a predicted model, not a curated record
AUGAAUACCGUACCUCACUCCAUUUCUGACGAUGAAGACGCCGACCGCGCCGCCUCCAUCAUGGUCUCAAAUCUAGUCGAAGAACCCAACCCCCAUCUGCACGGCUCCGGCUAUAGCGAACAAUACAGACUCGGCAGAAACGACCGAUCCAGAGACAAUCCCGAUGAGAGCAAAGCCACCAGCUGCCCUCCCAUAAAGGACCGGAAGUUUAGCGAACCAGGACACGACCCGGAUCCAUCUUGCAACCGGGACCUGGACUUAUUAGACCGCGACCUAGACUUUGACCUUGACCUUGACCAAGACCAAGACCUAGACCUUGACCAAGACCAAGACCUAGACCUAGAACCAAGCCGCACAGAGGAAGAAGACCCUGGCAUGCAGGACCACGGUAUGCAGCACCCCCGUGUCCGGGACCCCCCUAUACAAGACCCCAGUGUGCAGGACACCGCACAGGCUACUGACUACGCGGUAGAAGCUGAGGCUGAGGAGGGUGAGCGGCGUGGUAGAGUCGAUGGGAGUAGUCGUCCCUCCAGUCCGGCCGGUUCCGACGACGAUCGACGAGACGUGGGCCGGAGGAGACCCCGGCGAUUCCGGCAGUUGGCCGCGCAGGGUACAGACUUGAUGGCUGACCAAAGGAACAGGUUCCGGCGGAAAAGUCCGGAAGGCCCGGCGCCGGUUCAGACCACGUCCGUCCCGUCCGAUGACACUUUAUCCCCUGGUAAGGACGAUGGGGACGGUCGUGACCGAGGUCGUGAGCGAAGUCGUGAGGGAGGUCGUGGGGAGGAUGCGGCGUGUGUGUCCCGGUUCAUGGCGCCGUCUAGUUUGCUCGAUAGCCCUUUGUGGUCUGCGGUGGAGUCCACGUUGCCCAAUUUCCGAGACAUCGCCAUAAGCUCUUGUACCCUGGGCAUUAAGACGGGUAGACUGUUCCGAUCGGCGAGGCCCUUCGGGGACUACAGUACGCUACACGGCGUGCUGGUAGACGGAUUGAAGAUCCACACCAUCAUCGACUUGCGAGAUGAUAAUCUGCUAGCGAUCAGAGGCGAAGAAGAGAGUAGACUUCAGGUCUCCCAGCUCUACCUGCUCUCACAUGUAACACAGAAGGGGCACACGACCUCCAGGAGCGGUUACCGCACACCACCGUCCCGCUGGCGCAGUCCUAAAAAAAAUAACCGACGAGGACUGGCAGAUGAUGCACGCAUGAUGGAAGACGUCUAUCGAGAAGCGAGCGUCGAAGAAUUCGCCUACAAAAUCAAAGGCCUUCCGUCGGCGCUCGCGGAAGAGAUCAUUGACAACCAAGAACUCUACCCUCUAUUCGAAACAUUCAUGCGACCCGAAUUGAAACACGCUUUAGUCGUCAACGUACUCGAGUAG